AUGGGGACAAUCAUGAAUGAGGUGAAGGAGUCUCUGAGACACAUAGAGCAGAAGUACAAGCUCUUUGUGCAGCAGCAGUUUACAUUUAUUGGAGCUCUGCAACACACCCGAGAGAAUGCACACGACUUGAUCAGACCCGUGGCAAGCAUCAGCCAGGUGCGGUCCUACAUGGACCAUCACUGUAACAAUUCCACAGACAGGCGUGUCCUCAACAUGUUCCUAAACAUCUGCCAUGACCUGAGCAAGCUCUGCCACACGCUGGAAAUGCUGUAUUCUGGUAGCAGCCUAACUGAUGGAAUUUUGGAGCAAUGCAAGCUGCUCCUUAGCGACAGCAACGAUCUGAGCAGCAUCCGAGCCAAAUACCCCCAUGACGUUGUGAAUCACCUGAGCUGCCAUGAAGCAAGGAAUCAUUAUGGAGGUGUGGUGAGCCUCAUUCCUGUCGUUCUGGACUGCAUGAAGGAGUGGGUAGCCCACGUUGAGAAGCUGCCACGGCACAGGCUGUGUAAUGGUCUGGCACGCCGAGAGGCUGGGGAACAGCUCGGCCCCCGGUGCCAGGGGCGGUGCUGGGCUCCAAGGGAACGAUUGAAGGGAAGAGGGGAAUCUCAGCACCCCCAAAAUGUCAUUCGAGCCGCUGCGGAGCGAGUGGCGAGCUUCGCGGGGCCUCUAGCGGCCGCCUUCGGGAAGCACCGCGGGGCGAGCGGUGACUCCCCCGUUCCGCCCCACCAACCGCCAGCGGGCACAGGCUCCCGACAGCGAGAUUUUGCCCACUCUGAAGGGCCCUUCGGGGUCGCUGAGACGGAUCAGACCCCCAGGCAGAGGCAGGCAGGAGCCCCGGGGGCUUCCCCGCGCCCCGACGUGGUCACCGGCGCCGCUGCUCUCAGCGGGCUGGGAUCGGUUGUCCCUCGCCACCACCCCAAGGCUGCUUCGUGCCCCAGGAGCUCUGAACUCGCUCGGCGGUCUCACACCAGGGUUUCGGCUGAGAUUUUAGCCCAGAGCCAGCCCAGCCCUCCGAGGAAACCAGGAGCCGGGGCUGGCAGACGUUGGACAUCACCAGGAUGUCAGAACUAG
This is a messenger RNA of Merops nubicus (carmine bee-eater), 1068 nucleotides long. RefSeq names its product chromosome unknown open reading frame, human C9orf9 (gene SPACA9). The record is from RefSeq and is a predicted model, not a curated record. Bases 1 to 1068 code for a protein of 355 amino acids. The transcript is spliced from 4 exons. Gene Ontology annotation, cellular component: sperm flagellum; acrosomal vesicle; ciliary base. NCBI's taxonomy places the organism in Eukaryota, Metazoa, Chordata, Aves, Coraciiformes, Meropidae.